Messenger RNA from Choloepus didactylus (southern two-toed sloth), 1949 nucleotides. Its product is annotated as cytochrome P450 1A2. Gene Ontology annotation, biological process: progesterone metabolic process; hormone biosynthetic process. Gene Ontology annotation, molecular function: heme binding; iron ion binding; oxidoreductase activity, acting on paired donors, with incorporation or reduction of molecular oxygen, reduced flavin or flavoprotein as one donor, and incorporation of one atom of oxygen. The coding region runs from base 36 to 1586 and encodes 516 amino acids. The transcript has 7 exons. The record is from RefSeq and is a predicted model, not a curated record. NCBI's taxonomy places the organism in Eukaryota, Metazoa, Chordata, Mammalia, Pilosa, Megalonychidae.
CUGAUCUCAAGCACCUGCUUCCACAGUUGAUAAAGAUGGCAUCAUCCCAGCCUUUCCCCUUCUCCACCAUGGAGCUCCUUCUGGCCUCCGCCGUCUUCUGCCUCGUGUUCUGGGUGGUCAGAGCCUUGCGGUCGCAGGUCCCCAAAGGCCUGAAGAGUCCACCGGGGCCCUGGGGCUGGCCCCUGAUUGGUCACGUGCUGACCCUGGGGAAGAACCCACACUUGGCGUUGACACGGCUGAGCCAGCGGUACGGGGACGUGAUGCAGAUCCGCAUUGGCCACACGCCCGUGCUGGUGCUGAGCGGCCUGGACACCAUCCGACAGGCCCUGGUGCACCAGGGGGAUGACUUCAAGGGCCGGCCUGACCUCUACAGCUUCACCCUCAUCACUGAUGGCCACAGCCUGACCUUCAGCCCCGACUCUGGGCCAGUGUGGGCCGCCCGCCGGCGCCUGGCCCAGAAUGCCCUCAACACCUUCUCCAUGGCCUUGGACCCGGCUUCCUCAUCCACCUGCUAUUUGGAGGAGCAUGUGAGCAAGGAGGCUGGGGCCCUUCUCAGCAGGUUCCAGGAGCUGAUGGCAGGGACUGGGCACUUUGACCCCUACAGCCAGGUGGUGGCGUCAGUGGCCAGUGUCAUCGGUGCCAUGUGCUUCGGGAGGCACUUCCCCCACAACAGUGAGGAGCUGCUCAGCCUCAUAGAGAACAGCCAGGAGUUUGUGGAGACUGCCUCCUCUGGGAACCCCGUGGACUUCUUCCCCAUCCUUCGCUACCUGCCCAACCCCAGCCUGCAGAAGUUCAAGGCCUUCAACCAGCGGUUCCUGCAUUUCCUACAGAAAACGGUCCAGGAGCACUAUCAGGAUUUUGACAAGAACGACAUCCAGGACAUCACAGGCGCCCUGUUCAAGCACAGUGAGAAGGGCCCCAGAACCAGUGACGGCCAAAUCCCCCAGGAGAAGAUCGUCAACCUUGUCAACGACCUCUUUGGGGCCGGGUUUGACACGAUUACUACAGCCAUCUCCUGGAGCCUUAUGUAUCUAGUGACGAAGCCUGAGAUACAGAGGAAGAUCCAGAAGGAGCUGGACACAGUGAUCGGCAGGGCACGGCAGCCCCGGCUCUCCGACAGACCCCAGCUGCCCUAUAUGGAGGCCUUCAUCCUGGAGACCUUCCGACACUCGUCCUUCGUCCCCUUCACCAUCCCUCACAGCACCACGAGAGACACAACGCUGAACGGCUUCUACAUCCCCAAGGGACGCUGCAUCUUUGUAAACCAGUGGCAGGUCAACCAUGACCAGGAGCAGUGGGGGGACGCCUUUGAGUUCCGGCCUGAGCGAUUCCUCACCGCCAAAGGCACCAGCAUCAACAAGACCUUGAGCGAGAAGGUGAUGCUCUUUGGCCUGGGCAAGCGCCGCUGCAUCGGGGAGGUCCUGGCCAAGUGGGAGAUCUUCCUCUUCCUAGCCAUCUUGCUGCAGCAGCUGGAGUUCAGCGUGCCCCCCGGCGUGAAAGUGGACCUAACCCCCACCUACGGGCUGACCAUGAAGCACCCCCGCUGCAAGCAUUUCCAGGCCCGGCUGCGCUUCUCCAUCAAGUGACGAAGGUCCUGCUAGGCUGAGGAAGGGGACGGGAUGGGGGCCACCCAGGAGGCCUCAGCCCUUGUCUCCUUUUUGUUUUUUUUAAUAGCUUUAUUGAGAUAAUAGUUCACAUAUCAUACAUCUAUUUGAAGUGUACAAUUUAAUGGUUUUUAGUAUGUUCACGUAGUUGUGUGACCAUCACCACAAUCAGUUUUUGAACAUUUUCAUCACCCCCAAAGGAAACCCUGUACCUAUUGACAAUCCCUCUCCAUUUUCCCCCAGCCACCCACUCCCAUCCCCCAGUCCUAAGCACCCACCGAUCUGCUUUCUGUCUCUAUGGAUUUGCCUAUUCUGAACAUUUCCUAUAAAUGGAAUCAUACCAUA